GCAUUAAGUGUCACAUUGUGUCUAAAUUACUAAGAAUGGAUCAAGAGUUGGAUCAGAAAUUUACAAUGGAACUGGGAAUCAUUGAGGAUGGUGUACCAGAGUCCACAAACUUAGUUGAACCAGAUACUAAGAACAAUCCCAUCAGAAUCGUUAGGGCUACACUUAUGGUGAUAUUGUUGAAUGUUUGUUUAGUUGCGGGAACUAUUCCCAUCUAUCUGUAUUUAAAUACGUUUACCGAAGUGAUCAGAGAACGGUUCAUGGACUUCAUACUUGUUGGUGGAGGCCUUAUUGCUAUACCCACGUUAUACAGGAUGGGAGAUCUUUCGAAAGGCCGUCAUAACUUCUACUACAUUUAA
This is a messenger RNA of Drosophila takahashii, 356 nucleotides long. RefSeq lists its product as uncharacterized. The record is from RefSeq and is a predicted model, not a curated record. Lineage: Eukaryota; Metazoa; Arthropoda; Insecta; Diptera; Drosophilidae.